Molecule: messenger RNA, 762 nt
Organism: Dermatophagoides pteronyssinus (European house dust mite)
Lineage: Eukaryota; Metazoa; Arthropoda; Arachnida; Sarcoptiformes; Pyroglyphidae
Source: RefSeq, a predicted model, not a curated record
AUGUUUUUAUGGUCACAAAUUUUUUUUCAUUUCAUUUUUUCUUCUAAAAACAUUAUGACCAGCAAACGAGAAUUGGCCAAACGUUUGGAUCGAUUGGAAAAUCGUAUCGAUAAAUUAUGUUCGAUUCGUAAUCGUUUUGGUGAAUGGUUAUUUAUCGAUACAGAUCGUUGGUUAAUGUUGAAUCGAAUAAUUGAUAGACCACCAUCAUCAUCGUUAUCAUCAUCAUCGAUAUCAAACAAUCAAAUGAAUAGAGCAACAACUAGCCGUGGUUCUUGUGAUUUGGAUCAAGAUCAAGGCUAUAAAAGUUUAAUAACAAAAAUCGAAUCAAAACAGCCUAAUAUCGAAAAUGUAACUAAUGAUCAACAACAACAACAAGAACAACGACAAAAACAUAUUGUUUAUCAAAUAAUAAUUGAAGCAAAUCAUUCAAUGAUAUUGGCCGGAUUUAUAAAUUCAUAUAUGAUGUCAUUAUUUAAAAAUCCAUUAUUUACAAUCAUACGAACAAGUCCAGAAAAAAUGAUUAUAUUUAUUGAAUGUCAAAAAACUGUUGAAAAUUUUUUAAAACAUUGUCAUUAUGAUCUAUCAAAAGGAUGUUGGCAAUUUGAUUUAAACAAUAUAAUGCCAAUGAAAAUUACCUUGGAACAAUCCAUUUAUUAUGAUUGAUAUAUAUUCCAUAAAACGAAUGAAAAAUUAUUAUUAUUUCAUACGAUAAUGUCAACCUUUUUUUCUUUCUCUCAUUUAUUGAAAUAUGGUUAUUGUGAU